CUUUAAAAACUUUAUUGACAAGUUGGAAUAACAAACAAAUAUUUGCAUUGAUGAAGUAAUGGCGUUUCAAGGAAGUAACUAGCGUCAUGGACACGUAAGCCCGAGCUCGUCAAUAUAAGUUCAGAACUCAUCCAUUUUAAAAAUAAAUGGAUAUUGAAGACAAAUGAAUGCCAACGUUAGCUGAAGCAAAGCAAUGGAGAAGUUUGGCAUGAACUUUGGGGGCGGGCCCGGCAAGAAGGAGCUUUUGGAAACGAUAGAGUCGCAGAAAAAGCAGCUGGUGCAGUACCAGACCCGAUUCAAGGACGUUGUCAGGGCCUACAAAAGCCUGCUGAAGGAAAAGGAUGCCCUGGAAGCCAGUCUGAAAGUUCUGACUGUGUCCCAGGAAGUGGACUUGAACCUGCAUGGCGAGGCUCGACCCGGCGGGCUGCCCGAUCUGGACAGGUGCCCCUCCGACCUCGGCGAGGACAAGUGCUCCGUCCACAGCGCGGACAGCGUCGACACCGCCGCCUCCGCCGACACGGCCAAUAGCGUGGCGAGCAGCAGCACCAAAGGAGACCUGGUGGAGGAGGACCGCGGCGGCACGGGGGAGGGCGCCGCCGGGGCCGCCUACCAGAGGAGCGAGGAGGCCAGCGGCUCGGAGAGCGGCAUCAGCUCCAGCAGCGGUGAGCAGCCGACCGCAGGGGAGCCGGACCGCAGGGUUCUGCAGCUGAAGGCCCAGCUGUCCACCCUGACCAGCUCGCUGGCCACCGUCACGCAGGAGAAGUCCAGGAUGGAGGCCUCCUUCCAGGCGGACAAGCGGAAGAUGAAGCAGGAGUUCGAGGAGCUGCAGGCCAGGCUGGAUGAGGAGCGGCAGAGGCAGGAGGUGGAGCUGAGGGGCCUGCAGGAGCAGCUGGCCGAGAGCAAGGCCCGUGUGAUCACCCAGCAGCACGAGCGCGCGCAGGAGCAGGGCGACCACGCCCUCAUGCUCCGCGAGCUGCAGCGCCUCCUGCAGGAGGAGCGGGAGCUGAGGCAGGACACCGAGCUGCAGCUGGAGGACGCCAGGGAGGCGCUGCUGGAGAGGGCGGCGGCCGCCGAGCGUGGGGCGGAGUACGAGGAGCGCCUGAAGCAGGCGUGCAGGGAGAAGGAGGAGAUGAGGAGAAGCCUGCAGGCGGCGGAGGAGGAGAGGAGCAGGCCCGACCCGCGCGUGGAGGUGCAGCAGCGCGAGCUGGAUGAGCUCAGGGCUCACUUCCAGCUUCAGCUGCAACACGAGAUGAGGAAGGCUGCGCAGGCGGAGGAGCGUCUGCGGGAGCAGGCCCGGCUGGAGGAGGCGCGCGUGGCCAGCCUGGAGGAGCGGGUUUCGGAGCUGUCGGAGCUGGUGGGCGCCUGCGAGAGGGCCAAGCUGAAGGACCAGCAGACUGCGCAGAGGCUGCGCGAGCGCAUCCUGCAGCUGGACACCGAGAACAAGACGCUGGCCAUCGCCGCCUCCGCCCGCGCCUCCGCCGCCGACCUCACCAUCGACGAGGCCAGCCUGGACGUCAACGUGCUGCGCGACAAGCUGGAGACGGUCAAGCGGCUGCUCCUGCUGGCCUCCCAGCGGACCCAGCAGCCGCUGGACGGGGACAAGCUGGGGGAGGCGGAGCCGGGGCGGGAGAACGAGCCCUCGGACGGGGAGAAGGCCUCGGCGCUGUACUACCAGCAGGAGCUGAAGCAGCUGAAGGAGGAGUUUGAGCGCUACAAGACGCGCGCCCAGGCCGUGCUGAAGAACAAGAGCGCCAAGGACGGCAGCGCGGCGCGGGAGCUGGAGGAGCAGCGGGAGCAGCUGGCCGAGCUGAAGGAGAAGUACAUCGGCCUGCGCAUCCAGAGCGACGAGGCCGAGGCCCGGCACCGGGCCGAGCUGGAGGCCCGACAGCAGCAGGCGCUGCUCCUGCAGCAGGGCCACCGGCAGGAGCUGGAGCGGCAGGAGGCGCAGCACCGCGAGAGCUCCCUGCGGCUGGACGAGGAGCUGCACAAGCAGCGCGACCGCACCCUGGCGCUGCUCGCCGAGAAGGACCGCGAGCUGGAGCGGCUCCGCGCCGCCGCGCUGGCGUACGGCCUCGGGGGGCGCAAGGCCGACCCGCCCCAACCGCACGCCGACGGCGACAGCGACGACGCCGCCGACGCGGAGAGCUCCGCCCAGGAAAUGAUGGCGCUGAAGCUGGCGGGGCCCAACGAGCCCACGCUGCUGCUGUACGCCGAGCAGCUGGCCCGCAAGGAGGUGGAGCUGAGCGCGCUCAGGAGGCAGAAGCACCGCCUGGAGGCCGACGUGCACCAGCUGCAGGACAAGCUGAUCGCCCGCGCCGAGCGCCACGACGAGGAGGUGUCCCAGCUCCGCGACCAGCUGGACAAGCACGCCCGCGACACCAACCGCGAGGGGGCCAACCUGGAGUACCUGAAGAACAUCGUCUACCGGUUCCUCACCCUCCAGGACACCAGGGGGCGCCAGCAGACGCUGACUGCCAUUCUGACAAUAUUACACUUCAGCCCCCAAGAGAAACAGGCUGUGAUCAAACUGCAGGCCCAGGGCUGGUGGAGUUCUGGGAUGAGGUAACGGGUACCUUGCUGAGGCAUUAUAGGAUAGUUUAUCUAAGUUAAAGCACAUUUUUGAUGUAGACAGACUUCAGACCACUAUACGGUCAGUUUUGUAUAAAUUCUGGAGAUGAAUCGGAAAUAUGGUCAUAUAAUUCAUAACUUUGGGUGUUUGUCUCAAUAAAAUGUAAUUGGGAAAUGAUGGGAACUGAUUUCUCAUGGAUUUUAGAGGUUUGAAUAUGUUAUAGAACUGGGAAAUUCUGUCAGUUUCAUACAUUUUUUUUAUCAUUGGGAUUUCUGGCACUACAGUUGAUCAUUUUGUGGUCAAGGACAGAAUAUAAAAAGUGUGACUGACAUUGCAAACAUCAGUACUUAUCACGCAGUGAUGACAAAAACAAAGUUAUUCAACAAAACACAGCUGAAAUGGACAGUUAUCUCGUUUAUGAGGUUACAGCACCUGAAAGCAUGCAAUUCUAUGGUUGAGUUUCUCAUUUUGUCAAAUAUCUGGUCAAUUUACUGUUUAUUCAGCUUCUUUCAACUCAAUUUUUAUUUGUAUAGCUUUUUUUUCUAUUUGUAUUUUUAUUUUUAUUUUCACAAAGGGCUUUAACAACAUGUCCAAAUAUAAAUGAGAAAAGAAGUGUGGACACAGAACAGUCUGUAUUCAGUCAGAUAAUAUUGGUCUGGUCACACUCAGCCAAAGCACAGUAACGCUGUCUUAGUGAAAGAGAGGACCUCACUUGAGCUGGGAGUCAUUUUGGAGUGCAGUUUGUUCACUAGAAAUGCUUUAAGGGUUCUUCAGACAGUGGUUCCAGAACUUUCUGAGCCCAGAAUCUACUUAAUGAGGUCCAGGCUGCCCUUUAGAAUGCAGCCUGACUUUUGACCAAUGAAAAAGUUUUUAACAUGUAUCGAAACGGCUACAUGUGCGAUGUGUGCAACUAACGCAGUGUUUAAUUUGACUAGUGUGACUGUCAGUUGAAAGUGUCUGAUGUACAGUACUUUUUUUUUUCUUUUUUUUUUGUGCUCAUCUUGUGACCCACCUCACCCUCUCUCACGACCCAGUGGGACUCCACUCCCCCUUUUUUGGGGAAGAGUAUUUUCCUGCUUGUCGCAGCUGAGCCAGAUCACAUGACAUGUAUAGUGGGUCCAAUUGUUGCUAAUUUACACAAAGAAUGAUCAGAGCUGUGUUAUUUCUUUUUUUCCACAUAGCAUUGUGCAGUGUUAUGAGGGAUCAACAUUACAAAUUAUAUUUUCCUCCUUCCUUUUAAGACUUGCAUAACAUCAAAAUAUUAAAAGCAGCGGAGGAUAUACUAUUAUGAUAAUAGAUUUAGAGCAAGGCAACUUGAAGUUUUACGGUUUUAAAGAGCAUAGCGUAAGUGGUUAACUGCAUUAUGUUUGACUGUUUUGUAUAUAAUCGUAUGUUUUCCUGGCUUCAGAUAUUGGAUUAAUCAGAUAUUCCUUACUUCAUUGUAAUGACACAGAGUAUCUACUGAGAGAUGAUACUAACAGUGCUAUUGGCAUAAAUGUAUAUUUUGAUUUUUGAAUUGAUUCAGGAGAUAUUAAAAAGUAUUUUCCUCAAUGAUACAAUUCUUAUUCUGUGAAUUUAUCUCAAGUUGUGGAGAGUUCUUUGUGCUAUCAGCUCGUUGUUCAUGAACAAAGUUUGGGCAAACUUUUAGUUAUACUUUUAACAAAUAAGACCAUAAUUGACAUCAAACUCUUUUUGAAGAACAGUCUGGAUAUAAAAAACAUCUGUCAUGCCGUGAUUGCUGUUAAAAUUUCCCGCUCCUUGUUCAGAUAUUUGUUUGUCAGUGAGCUUGUAUUAAAUGGCAAUGCUGGGCAACAGUUGCUGGGGACACCGACUCAACCGUAGGAGCACGUAAUGUCAAAGGUGAGUCAUCACAGAUUAAAAUUAUACCUGCUGUUUAUACUAACAUGAAAAACAAAGUGCAGUACCUUCCCAACGGAUUCACACUUUUUUUUAAAGAUAAAGAUUUUGAAAACUAUAAAACAAGUCUUGAACAAUUUUUAUUGUUCUCAUGUGGCUUAAUGACUCAGUGGAAUCAACUGUAAUGCCAUUUCUGUAAUUAUAAUUUAUAUUCUGUAAUAAUAAACAGGGAACACAG
Messenger RNA from Anguilla rostrata (American eel), 4664 nucleotides. It is a transcript of the gene gcc1, whose product is annotated as GRIP and coiled-coil domain containing 1. Lineage: Eukaryota; Metazoa; Chordata; Actinopteri; Anguilliformes; Anguillidae. Bases 194 to 2566 code for a protein of 790 amino acids. The record is from RefSeq and is a predicted model, not a curated record. Gene Ontology annotation, cellular component: Golgi apparatus. The transcript is spliced from 3 exons.